Messenger RNA from Ooceraea biroi (clonal raider ant), 8117 nucleotides. It is a transcript of the gene Not1, whose product is annotated as CCR4-NOT transcription complex subunit 1. Gene Ontology annotation, biological process: nuclear-transcribed mRNA catabolic process, deadenylation-dependent decay; negative regulation of translation. Gene Ontology annotation, cellular component: P-body; CCR4-NOT core complex. Gene Ontology annotation, molecular function: molecular adaptor activity. The record is from RefSeq and is a predicted model, not a curated record. NCBI's taxonomy places the organism in Eukaryota, Metazoa, Arthropoda, Insecta, Hymenoptera, Formicidae.
GGAAACUGUAAAUUCUACUUUAACGUCCUUUUAUCGCCAUGAACGAAUCCGCCUGCGAUGUGAUGGAAGAUUGGUGGCAAGAGUAUUCGGUGUAGUGUGAAUAAUUGUGACUUGUGCAUCGUUCGUUGUGCGGUGCACGCGAUCGACUACGACUGCGAGAAAAGUGGCGACGGUGGCGGCGACGAGAGACAAAGACGGACUCUGCGAGGGAACGGUGUUACGUGUUUCGUGAGCCUCGUCGGUGUUGUGCUCGCCAUGACGUUGCUGUGAAAUCGUAUUUCAAUAAUAUCAAUCCCGAUGUUGGUCAUAGGAUUGCGCCAAUGUAACUUUCAUGCUUUUAACGAGGAGGAGAGAACCCGGGGCGGCGGCAAUUCGUGGAUACCGAAGAAAGCUUCAAACGCGUUUGAAGCUUUCGAGGUCGUAUUCAUGGAACUAUGAACCUGGACUCGUUGUCUUUUACUUUGUCACAAAUCAGUUAUUUGGUUGCGAAUUUGAGUAAGAAAAAUUUCGAGGACAGCUGUCAAGAGUUAUCGGGAUUGGUGCAGUUGCAUGGUCUGGAGGCAGACCGACACUUGUUGCGCUGUCUGAUCUCGUAUGUUGACUUCUCCAAGGGUGAAUUAGCAGAUUUGAGUGCUAAGGAUUACUUCCAAGCAAAGCUGCUGAAACAGGAGUGCAACACCUUACUGAGCAAGCCUUCUUUUAUAUCCAAUCUGUGCUCUGCCAUAGAUAAUCCGUUACAUUGCCAAAAGUCGUUGAAUCCUUCCAACCCAAAGUUUUUUGCGAAUCUAAAAAAGACACUUGGCUUAACCUUGGUGCAGGAAGUUGCCUUCGCAAUCGCAUUACAGCAUUCAGAGGAUAGUGAAAUACGUGCGUUAGCCUUGGAGCACACUCAGAAGCAAUUACCCGAGCUGAUAAAGAAUUACAUAAAUUCUGAAACGAGCAACAAACAUCAGGAGGGCGGUCUACACGAUUCUUUGCCUCAGGUCCUCCAGUUGAUACUUUGCCAGGUUUUUCACGACACCAAUCCGUACAAGCUACCGAGCGAGGAUAAAAAAGACUUUCUCAAGAACUUACGACGCGAUUUUCCUCGUGAACUGGUGCCGGUGGUGUUAGCGCCAUUCCUGUAUCCGGGGGACUGGGAAACUCCGCAGUUCAAAAUCGAGCUAAACAUGGCUGUCAGUCAAAUGGACGGUAACUCCUUGGUGGAGCUAAUUAUGGAAUUAGGAUACAGCUUUACUAGUAGCGUGGAAGAAUGUCGGACGGCAUUGGCAGGUUUGGGCGCGAGGGAGAUCUCGCCGACCUGCGCUGCUCGUGUGUUGUCACACAUGGCACAUAGUUGUAGCAAUCUCGACGAUGCUGGAGGCUUACAGUCCUUUUGGGGCAAUUCAGCUGCCCCACAGGACUCCAACAAAGAGAAACCGUCGGAGACUACCACCCCCACUACGUGGAACGUUGAAGUGUUCAUUCAAGCUUUAAAAGAAAUACAGUCUACGUUAUCGUGGAACGACGUUAUUGUAAAGCUGGAUCAUGCGGAUUUUAUCAUCAAGGAUAGACAAGGUUUAAGUUUACUGAUCACGGGUCUUAAGCUCGGUCUUCAGCAUCAGGGAUAUCCCCCCGACAUGUUCCCCGUCGAACUAUUCUAUCGGCACUGGGACAACGUAGAGGGCCAGUUUUCUUUAAUUCAACAGAUUUUGAAGUGUCCGGACAUAUUUUGCUUCGCCGAUUACCCGUACCAUUCUGUGACGGUUGACGUACUAAAAGCAGCCCCCGAGGGUGAUAGCAAAGAGGCACAAACGUGGCGAUCGCUCAACAUCGUCGAGCUACUCUUGCACAUGGCCGAGAGAGGCUUGUACAGUCCUGUACAGGAGAUAUUCAAGUGGCCCAUUCAGCAUUGUCCGGAUGUACUCGUCUUGGCGUUACUGCAAAUUAAUCCACCUAUCACGAUACUGAGACAGGAAUUGCUUAGUACACUGAUGCCUAUAUUCCUAGGCAACCAUCCUAAUUCAGCUGUGAUCCUACACCAUGCGUGGCAUGCCAACAAUGUCAAGAUAAAAACCAUCAUAAUGCAUGCUAUGGCAGAGUGGUACAUACGUGGCGAUCACGAUCAAACAAGAUUAUCGCGCAUAUUGGACGUCGCCCAAGAUUUAAAGGCGUUAUCCGCGUUACUAAAUGCACAGUCCUUCCCAUUCGUCAUCGACCUUGCAUGUUUAGCUUCUCGACGAGAAUAUCUGAAAUUAGAGAAAUGGCUGACAGACAAAAUUCGCGAUCACGGCGAAGUUUUCAUUGCCGCUUGCGUGAAAUUCUUGCAAAGGAGAUGCCCCCAAGUCAUGGGUCCCGGUAUAAAAGAGGACCCAACGAUCCCUAAGGCUAGUCAACUGCCGCAAGAAACGCUCACCACGAUACUGGCUUGCUUGCAAGUUUGCACUGGAAAUGUUUCUCAGGAACUAUCGGAAUUAAUAAUGACAAUGGUACAGAAUUGCAGCCUGAUGUUGAGUAAGAACACUAUGAAUCGAGCACCACCACCAGGUGUACUGAGGCAUCGAGGAUUGGAGCCGUUUAAUCCAGCAACUUUAGGCAGCCAACUUUUCUCUUCGAAGCAAGUUGAUCCCCUCGGCAAUCUCAGUUCGAGCUUGGCUUCCAUGGGUCUUGGUACAGGUCUUGGACCACCGAGUAGCUCUGCUUUUAACUUGCCCGGCGCUCUAGGACCUCUAGUGUCGGCACCCGGCUCUCCAUCGCGACUCAUGGGGCCUUCGCCAAGUCCGUUUCCGAUGUUGCCGUUAUCCUCGCAAUUACACUCGGGUCCGGUUGGCACUCAAGGACCGUCUGUGCUUCCUGGUGGCACGACCAUCGGUGGAUUGGGACGUCUCGGACCGCCAGCUGGCAUUGAGAAAGCGAGAAUGCCGGAAACCUCCAAUCUCUUCCCGGAUAUGGGGCAAAAUGUGUCGAAAGAGGUCGAGGAUGAAGCAAACAGUUACUUUCAACGUAUAUACAAUCAUCCGCCUCACCCAACCCUGUCGAUCGACGAGGUGCUCGACAUGCUGAAGAAGUUCCAGGACUCGGGCAGCAGAAGGGAGAGAGAAGUCUUCAAUUGUAUGCUGCGAAAUCUGUUUGAAGAAUACAGGUUUUUCCCCCAGUACCCGGAAAAGGAACUACAGAUAACAGCGCAAUUAUUCGGUGGGAUUAUCGAAAGAGGACUGGUCAACAGUUACAUGACCCUCGGACUUGCAUUAAGAUUUGUGCUAGAUGCGCUUAAGAAACCGGAUGGUAGCAAAAUGUACUACUUCGGCAUAACAGCCUUGGAUCGUUUCAAGAGUCGUCUAAAGGACUAUCAAACGUACUGCGAACACGUCAGAACGAUACCUCACUUCAAUGAAUUCCCACAGCAUCUGAUAGAGUACAUAGAUUACGGGUUGCAAGGACAGGAGCCACCAUCGAGGCCGCAGGGUCCGGUUCUCCCGAAAACCUUGGCGGCGAUGUUGGCCCCCGUCACAACAACGUUUAAAACUAUAACGACGACCACUAUCACGACGAGCACUACGCAGGCAAAACCGUCUACGACCCCAACCACAUCUCUUACAGCCAGACCGUCCAUGCCGUCGGUCGCCAACGCGACUAACAUCGACACGUUGCUCGUAGCGACGGACAAGGAGGAAAAGAUAACGACACCACCGGAAGCUCUGCAGGACAAGACCGCUUUUAUCUUCAACAAUCUUAGCCAACUAAACCUGCAGCAGAAGUGCGACGAGAUUCGUGAGAUUGUCACGGAGGAAUACUGGCCGUGGAUGGCGCAAUACCUAGUUAUGAAACGUGCCAGCAUAGAAUUGAACUUUCAUGCUCUGUACUCGAAUUUCUUAGACUGCAUCAAAUUACCUGAAGUCAACAAAAUGGUCACGAGAGAGACAUUCCGAAAUAUUAAGGUUCUCCUGCGAAGUGAUAAGGGAAUAGCGAACUUUUCUGAUCGGUCUCUCUUGAAAAAUUUGGGUCACUGGCUUGGAAUGUUAACGCUUGGUAGAAAUAAACCUAUUUUACAGAUAGACAUAGAUCUAAAAAGUUUACUCGUCGAAGCAUAUCAUAAAGGGCAGCAAGAACUUCUUUACGUAGUACCAUUUGUCGCGAAAGUGCUUGAGAGCUGUGCGAAAAGUCGUGUUUUUCGUCCACCCAAUCCUUGGACCAUGGCAAUCAUGAAUGUCUUAGCAGAAUUACAUCAAGAACCUGACUUGAAGCUCAAUUUGAAGUUCGAGAUCGAAGUACUGUGCAAAAAUCUAAGCAUUGAUGUUGGAGAACUGAAACCGGUUGUCUACCUGAAAGAUCCCGACAAGUUGCGUAACCUGGAGUAUCAGUUGUCGCAUCCGAACAAAAAAUCGGAGACCACGAAUAAUCAACAACAAUCUCAAGGGCCUAUAGAGGAACUGGUUGGCUCAACAACCAGCGGCACAAUUAAUCCCCAAGUCGCCCCUCCCGCAAAUACGACACCUUCGUUGCCAGCCGGCCCGCCUGAGCCACGAUUUAAUUACAUGGAUAUAUCUAUAGGAGGCAUCGCCAAUAUAGCCCAACAUAUUACUAUCAACAAUCAAUUACCUCUCUUCCAAUCGCACCCUCAUCUGAAACAAUUCGUUCGACCAGCAGUUGAGAGAGCAAUUCAGGAAUGGAUUCAUCCUGUUGUUGAUAGGUCUAUUAAAAUCGCUCUCACCACCAGUGAGCAGAUUGUAAGGAAAGAUUUUGCAUUAGACCCAGAAGAGGUGCGAAUUAGGACAGCAGCGCGUCACAUGGCGCGCAACCUAACCGCCGGCAUGGCAAUGAUUACAUGUCGCGAUCAGAUUCUAGCAUCGAUCAGCACGAAUUUGAAACAAGCGUUCAUUGCCGCGCUAAUCACUACGACGCCGCAGCAGAAGGAUCUCGUCGAACAAGCUGCGAAUGUCGUUGCCGCUGACAACAUGGAACUGGCGUGUGCGUUUGUGCAAAAGACGGCUAUCGAAAAAGCAGUGCCCGAAAUGGAUAAACGCCUAGUGAACGAAAUGGAGCUACGAAAGAUGGCUCGACAAGAAGGACGAAGAUACUGUGAUCCUCUCGCCAAGUAUCAGGCUGAGAGAAUGCCGGAGCAAAUUAGACUGAAGGUGGGCGGCGUGACGCCCCAACAAAUGGCAGUGUAUGAAGAGUUCGCAAGAAACCUUCCAGGAUUUCAACCGCUAUCCGAACGUGACACACAGGCAUUGUUCAUGCCGAAACCUAUUUCUGAGACUCCUGUCACUACGUUUACACCAAAUUCAGCCGUGGCAGUUGCCACGGCGCAACAAGUGGCAGCUUACACAGCCGCGGUCAACAACGACGAAGUUGGGGCUAUGCUGGAAAAACUCGCAGCAGAAGUGGAAGUUUUACUGGCUGCCAUAGGGCCGGCAGCACCUCCGCCACAGCAUGCUGCUCUUCACAGUCUGUUGGAAUCGAUCAUUCUUACCAGAAGGUCGAGGGAUGGUGGAGCCGCCAUGGCGUUAUUGAAGAAGACUGUCGAGGGUUUGUUGGAUGGGCCUAUUAUUUCUAGCGGCGUCAUUGAAUCAGAAAACCUAAUACAGCGCUACAGAGAAUUGCAUUUGCGUAUCUUGAAGUGUCUUCAAGAUCCACGCGCGUACGGCAUGCAGUGGACCAAUAAGCAUGUGACUCGCUGCCUAACCGAAUGCAGAGAGGAAUUCCGAUACAAUUUCGAAGCCGUGGACUACCUCAUAAGAUCUCACCUGAUUAGUCUUCCACAAUACGAUGUAGCUCUGGCGCAAGCUAUAGAGGCGGGAAACACUAUGGCAACGGCGUUCGCCAUGCAACUGGUUCAACUCUAUCUCAUCGACGAAAGACAGGCGACUCACGUCACCGAGACUGAUCUAUUCCACACGAUUGAAACGUUAGCCCGAAUGGCACAUCACAGAACACCACCGGAAGGAAUCUUGCUGUUCAGGCUGACAAGUCUGGUAGAUUCCUUACGUGCCAAUCACGAUUCUGGCGUGCUAGUUGACAGAGCUCCUGCCGGACCGACGGCGCACAUUCAUUCCGGAAUCCUGCAGGUGAGAGCUCGCGAUUUUGAUGAUCCACCUGGCCUGAUGGAGAAAACGGAAUAUCUGUUGAGGGAAUGGGUGCAGAUGCAUCAUAAUCCGCAGCAUGCUCGCGAUCCUACAAAAGCCUUCAGUAUUUUUGUACAUCAGAUGAAUAUCCAUGGCAUUUUGAAAACUGAUGAUCUGAUCACAAGGUUCUUCAAGCUGAGCACUCAAAUGUGCGUCGAUCUGUGCUAUCGUUCGGUUACCGAAACCGCGGCAGCACCUUCGAUGCUACGGGCUAAGUGUUUUCAUUCACUGGAUGCGUUUGUUCGGCUUGUGGCGCUUUUGGUGAAACAUUCAGGCGAUGCUACCAAUACUCACACAAAGAUUAACCUCUUGAACAAGGUGCUUGGUAUCGUGGCCGGUGUGCUGUUACAGGAUCAUGAAAUUCGUGGCAUCGAUUUUCAGCAACUGCCAUAUCACCGUAUCUUCAUCAUGCUUUUCUUGGAACUGUGUGCGCCCGAGCCGGUGCUGGAAGCCGUAAACUUCCAAGUGCUGACAGCAUUUUGUCACACCCUGCACAUCCUACGACCGGCGAAAGCGUCAGGCUUCUGCUACGCCUGGCUGGAACUGGUCUCUCACCGAGUCUUCAUCGGACGUAUGCUGGCUAUCACGCCACAGCAGAAGUGUUGGGGAAUGUAUGCGCAACUUCUCAUCGACCUAUUCAAGUAUCUCGCGCCUUACCUGCGUAACGCUGAACUUGCCAAACCCGUGACGAGCCUUUACAAGGGUACGCUGCGAGUGUUGUUGGUGUUGCUGCACGAUUUCCCGGAAUUCCUGUGCGACUAUCAUUAUGGAUUCUGUGACGUCAUACCGCCCAAUUGCAUACAAAUGAGAAAUCUGAUCCUAAGUGCGUUCCCGCGUAAUAUGCGGCUGCCGGAUCCGUUCACGCCAAACCUGAAGGUCGACAUGCUGCAGGAGAUAGCACACGCGCCACGCGUACUCACCAAUUUUGCGUCCACGAUACAGCCGCUGACCUUUAAGAAGGAACUCGACUCUUACUUGAAAGCACGUGCCCCGGUUACCUUCUUGUCCGAGCUGCGCAGCAAUCUACAGGUGUCGCAGGAGGCCGGGGUACGCUACAACAUUCAGUUGAUGAACGCUCUCGUGCUCUACGUGGGCACGCAAGCUAUUGCGUUUAUUCGCAGCAAGGGCCACGCGCCGAACAUGUCCACCAUCGCGCAUUCCGCGCACAUGGACAUCUUCCAGAACCUGGCCGUCGAUCUUGACACCGAGGGCCGUUAUCUAUUUCUGAACGCCAUAGCAAAUCAGUUGCGGUACCCGAACAGUCAUACGCAUUACUUCAGCUGCACGCUCCUUUACCUAUUUGCUGAGGCGAACACGGAGGCGAUACAGGAGCAGAUCACCAGGGUUCUUCUCGAAAGACUGAUCGUUAACCGACCGCAUCCGUGGGGUCUCCUUAUUACUUUCAUCGAGCUGAUCAAGAACCCGACGUAUAAAUUCUGGUCACAUGAGUUUGUACACUGCGCACCCGAGAUUGAGAAAUUGUUCGAAUCCGUAGCUCGAUCGUGUAUGGUGCAAAAGCAGGUACCCACAACGGAGACGGAGAUCCCGGAGUGAUAGAUUGUUUUACCUUUCGCUAGGACUAUGUGUACAGUAAAAUGGAAACCAGUGACUGAAUACGUGUAAAAAGUUAUUUCGAAUAAGUGUGUACUAUUGGGUAUAAUUUCUCGUGAAGAAGUGGGGUAGACGCCGAGUAAAUAUCGUAUAUAUAAAAGUGUGUAUCAAUUUAUAUAGUGUUAUAAUAUAGUAUGUAAGAGACAAUUAUUACGUUAAUAUUUUAAUAAAAGAGGAACAUUGUGCGUGCCGACUAGGGGAACAACCUUAUAAGUUAUAACAUACAUACAUACACACACACCUCACCUAAAUGUGCUUUCGAAAAAUGUAUUUCAAUAUUGUGUAUUAUAUAUAAAGCGACAUUGUACACAUAAACACAGAUGUCAGUAUAUACAUAAUAAUAAUUAAUAAAGUGUAUCAUGAUGCAACAAGAAUUUGUGCAAAUAAGAAAUGGUGUUCAGC